CACUGCACUACCAACGAGAGAACCGUGCCGUCUAGUAGGGCGCAUACCGGCGUUUAUCACCGUAUCUCGGUACACGGUCAGUCGAAACCCGCGUACGUAAUAUCCCAGAUCGCGUUUUACAAUCCUCGGUGGAGGGCAGGUGCGACCCUCGUUUCGCGAUUGACCCACCGGAUUUUUCUAAACUACCUGCAGUUUUUUUUAUAAUACGUAUAUUUUAGUAUAUAACAAGGAAGGGGCGAAGAGGAGGAACAAGUUCAUCGGUUCCUUAUUGAAGAGAGGAGAAGUAAAUUCGUAAUACGACCGGUGCGCGACACAAGGAUCCGGGAUAAACGAUUUCGAAGAAAAAGGUGCAACAUAUAAUUCACAGUGAUUUUUUGGAUAAUUCAUCUGUCUCGUCGGAAUUCAGCUGGGAGUCGAGAACCAAACGCCACCCAUGCUUUAGUGAAGGUGAAAUCAAGGAAGAAAGCCGGGCCGCAAGAUGUGGCGCGUAAUAGUCAGCGCACUUCUCCUGGCGGUGCCAGCUAGGUCGAAGGUGUCCGUCUUGCCCCACGAUGUCUACCCGGGCUUCGAGGUGAAGCAGCUCCACGGGGCGGGUCGGGAGCCGUCGAACUACCGGCUGCUGGAGACGGGAUUCUCAAAGUACUUCGCGGUCCUUGACAACGGGAUGGUGAUGACAACCUCGGAUCUUACGCCGCUGGUGAACCGGCCGGUGAACCUGAUCGUCCUCGAGGAGCUGGGCAACCGGACCCAGACCCACGACCUCCACCUCUACGUCCUCGACAGGAAGAACAUGCUCACAUUCUCUCACGGGCAUCUGGGCGACGGCGAGGUGGCGGAAAACGCCCCGGCGAAGACGGUGGUCGUCGGUUUCCCGAUGCUACACGCGUCCGGGAACUUCCCGGUCCACUACAAGAUCUUGCCCGAAGUCGGCGACAGGCCCUUCGUUUUGAUGGACACGCGGACCGGGAACACGGGCCCUAAUUUGACCCUGAAAAGCUCGGGCCAGGGGGUUAGAGUCGUGACGUCGAGACCCUUGGACCGCGAAACGAAGCAGAGUUACACGGUGGUCAUCCACGCCUCCGACUCCGACUUCAUAAGCAGGUCCAAGAUCAGCGGGCGAGUUACGGUACUGGACGAGAACGAUAACAGCCCGGUAUUCGAGAGCGAGGUCUACAGGUUCGUCAUAAAACCGACGAACCUCGGGGCGUCGCCGAACGACGCGGUUGCCGAGUGGAAGAGGUUCUCCACUAUCGGCAAGGUGCGGGCGACCGACGCGGACGGCGACAAACUCGCCUACAGGCUCGUCGCGCCCAGCAAUCUCGUCGUGAUCGUACCGCAAACUGGGGAGAUCCUCUUGACGGGAGACCCUCAGAGCUCGUUGGAGGAGGACAUGGAGGUGGAAAUCAUGAUCGAGGCCCACGACGUUAGAACGCCAAGCAGGAUCAGCGAGAAGCCGGCGAAGGUCCUUCUGCAAUUUGUCACAUCGAUACCGAUUCGGGAGGAGCAUAGAAUCGAGAAACGACGUGUCACCAGAGCCGUAAGACCCACGAAGAAGGUGGAAUUCAGCGAGACCAGCGGCGAGGAAGAAGGUAAAGUCGUGUUUCAGCUUGAGAAGGAAACCGAGAGGGAAACGUUCAAGAUCAAGGAUGAGAAUCAGUGGGUCACCGUCACGGCAAACGGAUCCGUAAGGGUCCGACAGAAGUGGGACUACGAGGAACUUGGGCCCGAGAAAACCAUUGACUUCUGGGUCAUAAUCAAUAACGCAGGCAUUGGUGCAGCACUGAAAUAUACUGAUAAUCAGCGCGUUAUCAUCCACGUCAAAGACGUCAAUGACGAACCACCCCGAUUUAUCAAUCGACCAUUGCCCAUGCAAGCCGUGGUUCAGCUGAACGCGCCACCGAAUACUCCGGUCUUCACACUCCAAGCAAGAGAUCCUGACACAGAUCACAACAUUCAUUAUUUUAUCGUCAGGGAUCGAACCGGCGGUCGAUUCGAAGUAGACGAGCGAUCAGGUGUCGUGCGGACUCGAGGUACGGAUCUAUUUCAAUUGGACAUGGAAUACGUCCUGUACGUCAAAGCCGAGGAUCAGAACGGACGAGUGGACGACAGGCGGUACCAAUCCACCCCCGAAGAACGACUCUCCAUAGUCGGUGGGAAACGGGCUCCUCAAUUUUACCUGCCAUCUUACGAGGCCGAGAUACCAGAGAAUCAGAGAAAGGACUCCGACAUAAUAUCGGUGAAGGCGAAGUCUUUCGCCGACAGAGAAAUUCGCUACACCUUGAAAGCCCAGGGUCAAGGGGCUGGGACUUUUAACAUCGGUCCGACUUCUGGCAUAGUGAAACUGGCCAAGGAAUUGGACUUCGAGGACGUCAGACAGCCCCACGUUUAUUCGUUAGUCGUAACAGCAACGGAAGACUCGGGAGGAUUUUCAACGUCCGUCGAGCUCACUAUUAGAGUAUCGGACGUCAAUGACAACGCCCCGAAAUUCGAGCUGCCUGAUUAUCAGGCUCACAAUGUCGACGAGGAUAUUCCGCUCGGUACCAGCAUCCUGAAAGUCAAAGCGAUGGACUCGGACUCCGGGACGAAUGCGGAGAUAGAGUACAUCGUCUCGGAUGAUCACUUCAGCGUUGACUCGAACGGUAUUAUAGUCAACAACAAGCAACUCGAUGCCGACAACAACAAUGCCUAUUACGAGUUCAUCGUAACCGCCAAAGACAAGGGAGAGCCGUCGAAAACGGGAACGGCGACGGUGCGGAUUUACACGAAGAAUAAAAACGACGAGGAGCCAAAAUUCUCGCAGCAAGUUUACACUCCGAACGUAGACGAGAACGCGGGUCCGAACACGUUGGUCACCACGGUGGUCGCCUCGGACAAAGACGGGGACACGGUGAGGUUUGGUUUUGUCGGUGGCGGAACGUCGGCGGGUCAGUUUGUGAUCGAGGAGAUAACCGGGGUGAUUCGUCUCCACGGUAAAUCGAUUUCCCUCGACCGAGACAAGUACGAGUUGAACGUGACCGCUCUCGACGACGGGGCCUGUUGCCUGAACGGUGACUCCACCAUCCACACGAGCACCGCGGUCGUCGUCGUCUUCAUAACGGACGUCAACGACAACAAGCCGGUCUUCAAGGACUGUGGAACCUACUCCCCGAAGGUCGAGGAAGGUGCUCCGAACGGCAGUCCCGUCAUCAAGGUCCAGGCAACAGACCAGGACAAGGGUGUCAAUGGGCAGGUGAAAUACUCGAUUGUACAGCAGCCGAAUCAGAAGGGGACAAAAUUCACCGUCGACGAAGAAACAGGCGAAGUCUCAACCAACAAGGUAUUCGACCGGGAAGGGGAUGAUGGGAAAUUUGUAUCCGUCACAGUGAAAGCGACGGAUCAAGGAGAGCCGUCGCUCGAAGGCGUUUGUUCGUUUACAGUUGAAAUAACGGACGUCAAUGAUAACCCGCCGCUGUUUGAUCGGCAGAAAUACGUUGAGAAUGUGAAACAAGAUGCUAGCACUGGGACAAACAUAUUGAGAGUUUCGGCCUCCGACGAGGAUGCCGAUAAUAACGGUGCUAUUGUUUACACGCUAACCGCACCGACGAAUCCACUCGAUUUGGAAUACUUUGAAAUACAACCAGAGUCUGGUUGGAUCGUUCUAAAGAAAGCUCUCGACGGCUGUUUUCCACGAGACAGGUAUCGCCUGAGAGUGCGGGCAUCCGACAGAGGGACGCCACCCUCGUAUGCAGACGUGGACGUUGAGUUAGACGUCGUAGACAGAAACAAUAAACCUCCUGUGUGGGAUUCUAGUGUAUACGGCCCCAUUCACAUCAAAGAAAAUGUCACAGUGGGUACAAUAGUGACGUCAGUAAAAGCCAGCUCUGGCAUCGAGGGAAACCCGAGAGUAUUUUACAGCCUAAUGCCAGGAUCAACAGCCCAAACGAACAAGUUUAACACAUUCUACCUACAGCAAAGGGCGGACAAGGGCUUCACUUGGGCCGAUAUAAAAGUAAAUCAUCCCUUGGAUUACGAGAGCAUAAAGGAGUACAAUCUUACGAUUCGUGUCGAGAACAACGGGGCUCAGCAACUCGCCUCUGAGGCAACGGUACACAUAAUGCUCGAGGACGUGAACGACGAGAUUCCCUUGUUCACCGAACGGGAACAGGAAACCGUUCUGGAAGGGGAACCGAUCGGGACGAAAGUUACCCAAGUAAACGCGAUCGACAAGGACGGUACUUUCCCGAAUAACGAGGUGACGUAUUACGUGGUGGAGAGCGACAGGAACGAAGGAAAAGACUUUUUCGAAAUAAAUCAGCAGUCGGGCGAAGUCUUUACGAAGAUUGUAUUCGAUCGAGAGAAGCAGGGAGCUUACGCCCUCGAAGUCGAGGCGAGGGAUGGCGCCCCUUCCGCCCGACCGAACAGCAACGGGCUUCCUAACUCUGUUACGAAAUUCAUACGCAUUGGUAUAGCAGACAAGAACGACAAUCCGCCGUACUUCGACAAAGCUUUAUACGAGGCAGAAGUAGACGAAAAUGAAGAUAUCCAGCACACGGUUCUCACUGUCACCGCCAAAGAUCACGAUGAGUCCUCGCGUAUUCGAUACGAGAUCACGAGCGGUAACAUAGGCGGUGCCUUUGCUGUAAAAAAUAUGACGGGGGCAAUAUACGUUGCCGGGGCGUUGGAUUACGAAACGAGGAAGAGGUACGAGCUGCGUCUGGCUGCGUCGGAUAAUCUAAAAGAAAAUUACACGACGGUUGUCAUCCACGUGAAAGACGUGAACGAUAAUCCGCCAGUCUUUGAACGGCCAACUUACAGAACGCAAAUAACGGAAGAGGACGACAGGAAUUUGCCGAAGCGCGUUUUGCAGGUGACUGCGACCGACGGGGACAAAGACAGGCCCCAAAAUAUCGUUUACUUUUUGACCGGUCAAGGCAUUGAUCCGGACAAUCCGGCGAAUAGCAAGUUUGACAUAAACCGCACGACCGGAGAAAUAUUCGUGCUAAAGCCGCUGGACAGAGACCAGCCGAACGGAAGACCGCAAUGGCGAUUCACGGUGUUCGCCCAGGACGAGGGUGGCGAGGGGCUCGUCGGCUACGCGGACGUGCAGGUCAACCUGAAGGACAUAAACGACAACGCGCCGAUAUUCCCGCAAGGCGUAUACUUCGGUAAUGUGACGGAAAAUGGAACGGCAGGCAUGGUCGUCAUGACCAUGACAGCGGUUGACUACGACGACCCGAGCGAAGGGACGAACGCCAAGCUGCUCUACUCGAUCGAGAAAAACGUUAUCGAGGAGGAGACCGGCUCUCCGAUUUUCGAAAUCGAGUCAGACACCGGCGUUAUCAAAACCGCGGUCUGCUGUCUGGACAGAGAAAGGACCCCCGAUUACUCUAUACAAGUCGUGGCGAUGGACGGGGGAGGGUUGAAAGGGACCGGGACCGCGUCGAUACGCGUCAAGGACAUUAACGAUAUGCCUCCUCAAUUCACGAAGGAUGAAUGGUUUACCGAAGUCGAUGAAACGGACGGUUCAAAUUUACCCGAAAUGCCCAUCUUGACCGUCACCGUUCACGACGAGGACGAAACGAACAAAUUCCAAUACAAGGUUAUCGAAAACAGCGGUUAUGGUGCGGACAAAUUCACAAUGGUAAGAAACAACGAUGGUACAGGUUCCCUGAAGAUAGUACAGCCAUUGGACUACGAAGACUUGCUCCAGAGCAACGGUUUCAGGUUCAGAAUUCAAGUGAACGAUAAGGGUGAGGACAACGACAACGACAAAUAUCACGUGGCGUAUUCGUGGGUAGUGGUGAAAUUGAGGGACAUAAACGACAACAAGCCACAGUUUGAUCGUUCGAACGUUGAGGUAUCGGUGGCCGAAAAUGCUGAGAUUGGCAUGAGUUUGGAAACGUUUAAGGCGACGGAUCCCGAUCAGGGUGGGAAGAGCAAGGUGUACUACACGAUCGACCGGAGCUCGGACCGCAAGAGGCAAUUCUCGAUCGACGAAGGCGGAACAGUGUCGAUCCAACGGAGCCUGGAUCGUGAAGAAACACCGAGGCAUCAAGUCAAAAUACUCGCCAUAGACGACGGCAUUCCUCCCAAAACGGCGACCGCAACCCUCACGGUUAUAGUCCUCGACAUAAACGACAACCCGCCGACGUUCUUGAAAGAUUACCGGCCGGUAGUUCCUGAGCAUAUUCAGCCGAAGAAAGUCGUUGAGAUUUUAGCCACCGACGACGACGACAGGUCCAAGAGUAACGGGCCACCGUUUACUUUCAGGAUGGACCCCAACGCAGAUGACGUUAUAAAGGCUUCGUUCAGGGUCGAAAGUGAUACCAAGGGUGCAAACGGCGACGGAAUGGCGGUGGUAUCGUCGCUUAGAUCGUUCGAUCGAGAACAGCAGAAGGAGUACCUGAUACCGAUCAUAAUAAGGGAUUCCGGAAACCCGCACAUGUCGGGUACUUCGACGUUGACCGUGGUGAUCGGCGACGUAAACGACAACAAGAUGCAGCCUGGAGCGAAGGAGAUAUUUGUUUACAACUACGCUGGCCAAUCACCGGAUACCGACAUAGGCAGGGUGUUCGUUUACGACUUGGACGACUGGGACUUGCCGGACAAGAAAUUUUACUGGGAAGGCCUUGAACACCCCCAGUUCAAGCUAAACGACGAGUCUGGGAUGAUAUCAAUGAAGUCCGGGACCCACGACGGGAAAUACAACCUGAGGUUCAAGGUUUACGACAGGAAACACACCCAGACUGACGUCCCCGCGAAUGUAACGGUCACCGUUAAAAGCAUACCCCACGAAGCUGUUCUGAAUUCCGGCUCAGUCAGGAUAUCGGGAAUAACGGAUGAGGAUUUCAUUCGUAUUUGGAACUAUAGGACGCACGGGCUCUCACGAAGCAAGGCUGAUUUAUUCCGGGACAAGCUUGCGGAUUUAUUGAAUAUCGAGAGAGAGAAUGUUGACGUGUUCAGCGUGCAACUGCGCAGAAAACACCCACCUCUAACCGACGUUAGAUUCGCUGCUCACGGGUCACCGUACUACAAACCGGUACGAUUGAACGGAAUGGUUUUGAUGCAUCGCGAGGAGAUUGAAAAAGACGUUGGUAUAAACAUAACGAUGGUUGGAAUCGACGAGUGUUUUUACGAGAACCAAAUGUGCGAAGGCAGCUGUACAAACACACUGGACAUCAGCAAUUUACCGUACAUGGUGAACGCGAAUCGAACAUCCCUGGUUGGUGUCCGAGUCGACGUGAUCGCCGAGUGCACCUGCGGUGCUCGUAAUUUCAGCAAAAGCGAAUCCUGCAGGAACAGUCCAUGCUACAAUGGUGGACGAUGCGUAGAGGGACGUUUUGGAUUGUCCUGUCAGUGUCCCGCGGGAUAUAACGGUCCCAGGUGCCAACAGACCGCUAGGAGCUUUAGGGGAAAUGGAUGGGCUUGGUAUCCGGCUUUGGAAAUGUGUGAUAACAGCCACAUGAGCUUUGAAUUUAUUACCAGAAAAUCCGAUGGCCUACUAUUGUACAACGGGCCUAUUGUGCCUCCCGAAGCCGAUGAAGUUAUGGUGUCAGAUUUCAUUUCCGUUGAGUUGGAACGCGGUUAUCCAAGAUUGCUGAUCGAUUUUGGCUCUGGAACGUUGGAGCUGAAGGUAAAAACGAAACGCACUCUAGACGAUGGAGAGUGGCACAGGCUAGACGUGUUCUGGGAUACCGAGAACGUAAAACUGAUCGUCGACUACUGCAAAUCGGCCGAAAUAUCCGAAAGGGAAGAUGGAACGCCGCCAGAGUUCGAUGACUCGAGCUGCCAGGCGCAGGGAAUAGUUCCUCCCUUCAAUGAGUACCUGAACGUGAAUGCCCCGCUGCAAAUUGGCGGGUUAUACGUCGAGCAAUUCGACCCGGCCCACUACAAGUGGAAGUAUAUGCCAGUCGGAAAGGGCUUUGACGGCUGCAUCAAGAACCUCUUCCACAAUAGCAAGCUCUAUGAUCUGGCGCAUCCUGGACUCUCUAGAAACAGCGUAGCCGGCUGCCCCCAAACCGACGAAAUCUGCAACCACCAGGAGGCCACUUUCAGGUGCUGGGAGCAUGGCACCUGCGUCGGAAGCUUCUCGGAAGCUCGAUGCCACUGCAAUCCCGGAUGGACUGGACCCGGCUGCAUGGCACCAACCGUUCCGACCACCUUCAAGCCCCAAAGCUACGUCAAGUACGCCCUCUCCUUCGAACCAGACAAGUAUUCUACCCAAAUGCAGCUCAGAUUCAGGACCAGAGAAGUUCACGGUGAGCUGUUUAGGGUCAGUGAUCAGCACAACAGGGAAUACGGAAUCCUUGAGGUGAAGGACAGCCGACUGCACUUCAGGUAUAACUUGAAUAGUCUCAAGACUGAGGAGCGUGACAUUUGGCUCACGGCAAUCGCAGUUGACGAUGGCCAGUGGCACACGGUCAGAGUCUCGAGGUACGGAUCUGCCGCAACUCUCGAGCUUGAUGGCGGCGAAGGUCGUAGGUUCAACGAGACUUUUUCCUUCGAGGGUCACCAAUGGCUCGUUGUCGAUAAACAGGAGGGAGUGUAUGCCGGUGGUAAGGCUGAGUAUACGGGGGUUAGAACCUUCGAGGUCUACGCCGAUUAUCAGAAAGGAUGCCUGGACGACAUCAGACUGGAAGGAAAGCAUCUUCCUCUGCCGCCAGCAAUGAACGGAACUCAGUGGGGCCAAGCUACCAUGGCCAGGAACCUGGAGAAGCAUUGCCCGUCGAAUAAGCCAUGUGCAAACGUGAUCUGCCAGGGUCAGUUGGAGUGUGUGGAUUUGUGGAACGAAUAUGACUGCGCUUGCGGCGAAGGAAAGGUGCCGGGCCCGGACAACACGGGCUGUGUAGACAAAAAUGAGUGCAUUGAUGAUCCCUGCCUGCACGGGGGGAAGUGCAUCAAUCAAGAUCCUCAUUUGAGGUACAGAUGCGUCUGUCCCACUGGUUUCUGGGGUGAAAAUUGCGAGCUUGUUCAGGAGGGACAGACCCUUAAACUCAGCAUGGGAGCUCUCGCUGCGAUUCUAGUUUGCCUCCUCAUUAUUCUCGUACUCGUGCUCGUGUUCGUUGUCUACAAUCGGAAAAGAGAAUCUCACAUCAAAUAUCCCGGGCCUGACGACGACGUACGGGAAAAUAUAAUAAAUUAUGACGACGAGGGCGGCGGAGAAGACGACAUGACGGCCUUCGACAUCACGCCUCUACAAAUACCAAUCGGCGGUCCGUUGCCAGAGAUGACGGGAAAAUUGCCAACGUGUAAAAUAGCUUACCCUCUGGGACCAGAGCCAAACGUAGGGAUGUUCAUAGAAGAUCAUAAGAAACGGGCGGACAGUGAUCCCAACGCACCGCCCUUCGACGAUCUACGAAAUUAUGCCUACGAAGGUGGCGGAAGUACAGCGGGCUCCCUCUCGUCUUUGGCAUCCGGUACGGAUGACGAGCAGCACGAAUACGAGUACUUGGGUGCCUGGGGUCCAAGAUUCGAUAAAUUAGCCGAUAUGUACGGGCCGGUGGAAGAGAGCGAGGAGGAGGAGGAGAAUUGAGGGACGUCCCGAAGCCAAGAAACCUCUAAAUGAAUUUGAACGAGGAGAUGCGCGGGCGAUAUAAAAGGGCAUAAACACACCCACUUUUCUGGGUAUGAUGAUAAAAAUCCAACGUUGGGGGGGACGGGGUGAAUACCGAGUGAAGCGGAGGGUACGCGGGUAGUCAAUGGAUCUAAAAACUCUACAAAGACACUAUAUUACUUAUUACGAUACACGGUUUGUAAUAUAUAAUGAUACAUUACGUAAAUUAACUGCAAUUACUAUACAUAAUAGCCCAUAUAUUUACCUGUGUGGAUGUGAACACACGCGACGCGAAUACAUACACAAAUAUACAUACGUACAUACAUACAUACAUACGUAUACACAUGCAUAGAUAGACACGUACAUUCAUGCGUAAUUACACACCUUUAGUGGAUACGGUAAAUGUUUUGCCUGUGUUUGUAUAAUAUUGACAUCGAUAUUAACGUUAUACCUAAUUGAUAAUAUGAUGAUAAUGACGAUGGUGACGAUGAUCUCGUUCAAUUUAAGGUGAACUAAAAAAAUAGAAGAGAGAAAGGAGAAAAGAUUAACAGGAAAGGGGAAAAAUUAUAUAAAUACUAUUAGUUUCCAGAAGCGAAACUGAGAAUAAAGAAGAAAGAAAAAUAACUAAUUAUUAAAGAAAAAACAAUUAAAAACCAUACAAGUGUUGUAUAAACAAAGAGUGCAGGGAGCCUACGGCAUAUAUUGUAUGUGUUAUAUGGUGCGUACAAUAUAAUAUGUAUGUAGAAAAAUUUAACCGUCGCGAUUAAUUAACAGUUAUUAUUCUACACAUACUUAUACAGACAUACAUACAUACAUACGUACAUUCAUACAUGCGUACAUACAUACACUACACACAUUUAUAUUAUUCUGAAAACAGGAAUAUAUAUAUAAUUAUAAAUCAUCUAUAUAAUUCAUCCUCCUCAGCUCCAGCAAUCGCGAUUUCUACUAAUAUGAUUCAUAGGAAAUAUUAUCACGUUAUUGCGAAUAAAAUCACAGGUUUAAUAUAUACACGUAUAUAUUACUAUUAUAUAUAUACAUAUAUGCAUAUAUAUAUGUAUAUAUAUUAAUUAUUAUCAUCCUUAUUAGGACGUUUCUAUACAAGGAAAGGCGGGAUAAAUUUAAAUAAGUAGCUAAUUGUACCGAUACGAUUCAUGCAAUAAUUUUAAUUCACAAUAUAAAAACAAACAAACAAAAAAAAAAAAAACGAAAAUCGUAUAUGAUAUAUGUAUAUAUAUAAUACAUACCUAUACAUCCGACAUACAUACGUGACAUUUUAGUUAUUAUUAGUUAUGAAUUGAAUAUUCAUUUUAUUUAUUUUCCGAGUCUAAUUUAUACUGAUCAACGUAUACUCAUAUAACAUAUAUUAAUAACUAACUGAAAUACAGAGAGAAAUGUCACGUCAUCUGCCUGCGUGUUUUUUCCUCUACUUUUCCUUGGAAACGCUCAUAUAUGUUUUAUAUCUGAUUUUCGACGUUUCGAAAGUUUGUAUAACCGUCAUAAUUUUGAUCACGCAAAGCUCAAGGAACGCUGGCACGCGUGGCGUAUCUCUCCGGUCGUUGCCUAUUACCAAAAUUAUAGGCAUACGUCUCCGAUUUGCCAUACUAGAUAUUACUAUAUAAUAAUAUACAUAUAUACAUAUAUGAGUAUAUAUAUAAAUUUAUAGAGAAAAGAAAAAAAAAAAAACUUGAACGAAAAAAAAAAAAAUAAAAAAAAAAUAAGAAAAAGGAAAAGCGCAUGAGAGACGGGAGUUCUAUAUAUAUAUAUAUACAAUAUAUUAUUAUGUAAGAAAGUCUGAAAGAGUCGUUAGCAAGUACAUGUUUAAUUAUAUAAUUAAUUUAACACUAAAUUCAAACGAGAAUGUUGAUGACUAAGCAUAUGUUAAACAUUAUUAUUUCGUUAGAUAUUUAUAUCGAUUAUUAAUUUAUUUCUUUAUUUCAGUCCCUUUUUUCUUUUUUUUUGUUCUUUUUUUCAUUCCGUACAUUAUAGAUUUAUACAGAUACGUAUGUGAAGAGAAAGGGUUAUUACAUGUAAUUGUGAUUUCUGAUUUAUUUAUCAUUCUCACUUUACAUGCGAAUAGCUCACCGUAUCAUUUUUCUAAUUUUUGUCCAUUUCACGUACGAAAACUGACAAAAAAGAAAAAAAUUAGAAAGAUACCAAAAACCAAACUAAUUUUUCUUACCAA
Messenger RNA from Neodiprion virginianus, 11714 nucleotides. Its product is annotated as neural-cadherin. The transcript is spliced from 38 exons. Lineage: Eukaryota; Metazoa; Arthropoda; Insecta; Hymenoptera; Diprionidae. Gene Ontology annotation, cellular component: catenin complex; plasma membrane. Gene Ontology annotation, biological process: homophilic cell-cell adhesion. The record is from RefSeq and is a predicted model, not a curated record. Bases 479 to 9511 code for a protein of 3010 amino acids. Gene Ontology annotation, molecular function: cadherin binding; calcium ion binding.